UCGGGAUCCCGGCGGAAACUGCUGGGUCCGGCUUCCGAGGCGCCGCUCGCGGGGCUUUUCCAGCCGCCGCCUCCCCUUACGGUCUCUCCCGCCCGCGUGGGGCGGUUCCUGCGGCCGCCGCGGGGGACCGGGCCCGGGACCAUGAGCGUGGGCUUCAUCGGCGCGGGCCAGCUGGCCUGUGCCCUGGCGCGGGGCUUCACGGCCGCGGGCAUCCUGUCGGCUCACAAGAUCAUAGCCAGCUCCCCGGACAUGGACCUGCCCACGGUGUCCGCGCUCAGGAAGCUGGGGGUGAACCUGACCCGCAGCAACAAGGAGACGGUGAGGCACAGCGACGUCCUGUUCCUGGCCGUGAAGCCGCACAUCAUCCCCUUCAUCCUGGAUGAGAUCGGGGCCGACGUCCAGGCCCGGCACAUCGUGGUCUCCUGUGCCGCCGGCGUCACCAUCAGCUCGGUGGAGAAGAAGCUGACGGCCUUCCAGCCGGCCCCCAAGGUGAUCCGCUGCAUGACCAACACGCCCGUGGUGGUGCGGGAGGGUGCCACGGUGUACGCCACGGGCACCCACGCCCUGGUGGAGGAUGGGCAGCUGCUGGAGCAGCUCAUGAGCAGCGUGGGCUUCUGCACGGAGGUGGAGGAGGACCUGAUCGACGCCGUCACGGGGCUCAGCGGCAGCGGGCCUGCCUACGCGUUCAUGGCCCUGGACGCGCUCGCUGACGGCGGGGUGAAGAUGGGCCUCCCGCGGCGCCUGGCCAUCCGGCUGGGGGCCCAGGCCUUGUUGGGGGCUGCCAAGAUGCUGUUGGACUCGGACCAGCACCCAGGCCAGCUCAAGGACAAUGUCUGCUCCCCCGGGGGGGCCACCAUCCAUGCCCUGCACUUCCUGGAGAGUGGGGGCUUCCGCUCCCUGCUCAUCAAUGCAGUCGAGGCCUCCUGCAUCCGCACACGAGAGCUGCAGUCCAUGGCCGACCAGGAAAAGGUCUCCCCAGCCGCCCUCAAGAAGACCCUCCUGGACAGAGUGAAGCUGGAAUCCCCGACCGUGUCCACGCUGACCCCCUACAGCUCCACGAAGGUCCUCACGCGAAGCCCGGCCCCGGGCGGCAAGAAGGACUAAGGUAGCCCGCCCCUCUGACAGCCCUCGCCGCGGGGCCGGGCCGGGCCGGGCAGGCUCAGGCCGUCCUCAGACCCUUGUGUAAAACCUCUUCAGUCUGUUCAGACCAAGCAGCCCCCGUUGGAAGAUGCUUGGCAGGGGCGGUAGAUGCUAGGAGCCAGGUGAACCCCGCACAUUCCCGCUGUCAGCCCCAGCUCAGGUGGGAAGGCCUGGGAGGACCUCCCAGUGCGGUCCUCCAACGGGAGCCCAGAGCGGCGUCAGUGCGAUGCCACGUCAGGGAGGAGAAGGGUACAGCCCAUGACAAGGGCGCUCCUCUUCGCAUGAGCGUGAGCAGCGUGGAACUGUCCCCAGCAGGAGCGCAUGUGAGACUGUGCUGGAUGGAGGAAGUCUGAUUUGGUCCCGCUUAAGUUUAGCCGCUUUAAUAAAGUUUUAUUUUUUAUUA
Eptesicus fuscus (big brown bat) is the source of this 1543-nucleotide messenger RNA. RefSeq names its product pyrroline-5-carboxylate reductase 2 (gene PYCR2). Gene Ontology annotation, biological process: L-proline biosynthetic process. The record is from RefSeq and is a predicted model, not a curated record. Lineage: Eukaryota; Metazoa; Chordata; Mammalia; Chiroptera; Vespertilionidae. The transcript has 7 exons. Gene Ontology annotation, molecular function: pyrroline-5-carboxylate reductase activity. The coding region runs from base 142 to 1104 and encodes 320 amino acids.